AUGGAAAAAAAGAAUGAACCUCUUAAAAAUAACGACGAUAUCGUGAUCGAUCAAUCUAUUACCAACACAGUAGAGUUAAAUGACAAUAAUAACAAUAAUAACUUUAGAUUCAUAGAUGGCCGAAAAUUUUAUAAUAUUAAAAAUUCUAAAUAUCCAAUGCCUAAUGAUAAUAAAGAACAUGAAAGGUUAAAUUAUCAACAAGCAAUUUUUAGACGUCAUUGGCAAGGAAAUUUUUCUUCUCCUGUCAAACAGGUGUUAGCAAAUAGUAAGAAUAAAGCUAAAGUCCUUGAUGUUGGAUGUGGUUCUGCUUCUUGGAUAUUCGACAUGGCAAAUGACUACCCAGACGCCACAUUCAUAGGUUUAGACAUAUUACCAAAUCAUCCAGAACUAACAAAACUAUCCAACGCUUCUUAUGUCCAACAUAAUAUUCUCGAUGGUCUUCCAUUCGAAGACAAUACAUUCGAUUUUAUACAUCAACGAUUUUUAGGCAGUUCCUAUCAAAAGCAAAAGUGGAUGUUUGUUAUUAAUGAACUUGUUAGAAUUUUGAAGCCUGGUGGAUACUUGGAAGGUGAAUUGGAAAAUAUUCAUCAUGAAGAAAAGAAUCUUAUGUAUGGAAAAAAUUCAGGAGAGCUUGGACAAAUGGCUGGUAAUGCUGCUAAAAUGUUUUGUGAAGGGUUGAAACCAGCACUUGCACCAAUUUUGAAAAUUUCUUCUAAAGAGCUUGAUGAUUUAUUUGAAUCUAUUGCAAAAGAAAUAAAUGAAUUGGAUUGUUAUAAAAUUUUUUUUCGCGUCUAUGCGAGUAAAAAAUAA
Dentiscutata heterogama is the source of this 810-nucleotide messenger RNA. Lineage: Eukaryota; Fungi; Glomeromycota; Glomeromycetes; Diversisporales; Gigasporaceae. The record is from the annotation of a GenBank genome assembly.